Messenger RNA from Penicillium canescens, 744 nucleotides. RefSeq lists its product as uncharacterized. The record is from RefSeq and is a predicted model, not a curated record. Lineage: Eukaryota; Fungi; Ascomycota; Eurotiomycetes; Eurotiales; Aspergillaceae. The transcript has a single exon. Bases 1 to 744 code for a protein of 247 amino acids.
AUGCAUUCUUUCCUAAUUGCAAUUCUAGCGAUUAUUCAGGCAGGAAUUUCCCAAGCCGGAACCCUUGAGGUAAUAGAUCAUGAUGGGCAAUGUCUGAUAUGGUCUAACGAUAAUUAUGGCUGCACGGGUUACUCUGCGUCUUUUGGCCUUCUCAAUGGAGUUGAUUGUUCAAGUAGGCAAGCUCAAUUGAAACUUCAGAACACUGUUAACAGUUUGCUAGAGCUCAGUGUGGUCGACAAGAGCAACCGUCAUGAAUUGAAUGUGCUCAACGUCGACGUAUGCGGUACUGAAGAUGGCUUACCCGCUGCUUGGAUCCAGGUGAACCACACGGGACUGGCCACUUUUACCAAUAAAAAUGGGAACCAAGCGUCCUGUGUGCUCAAUAAUGGAUUAAAGACCGGUAGCUGGUGUGUUGCAACUGGAAAAUGGAACAAAACGAAUUCGCCCUCCUACUCAUCUACCAGUAAACUAUCUACCGGCACUCAAUCUGCUAGGACUCCAUCUACCAGCACUCCAUCUACCAGCACUUCGUCUACCAGCACUCCGUCUACCAGCACUCCGUCUACCAGCACUCCGUCUACCAGCACUCCGUCUACCAGCACUCCGUCUACCAGCACUCCGUCUACCAGCACUCCGUCUACCAGCACUUCAUCUACCGGCACUCCGUCUACUAGCAUGCUAUCUACGGCCACUAUGGAAGAUAAUCUCGUCACGAGUACUAGUGUUGUUUGGGUCACGAGGUAA